AUGAGUUGCUUACUUUGGACCUUGGACUAUAUUAGAGAUCAUGAAAACGCUUCCAAUGAAGAAGCCAUUGAAGCAACUAUGCAAAAGCUAACGUCAAUAAAUUCACAUGCACCCACUACAGCAACAGCAUCAACAACCGGUUGUUCAUGCUUCAUUCUACGACACAACAUAUAUAAACACCCAGGAGAAGCGCACGAAACGCUAUCCUUAUUACCCCGUCUAUUAUUAGACGUGGAAAAAACCCGACGAAAAAUAGCACAAGAUUGCUUAGUACGCAUUUUCCAAAAGGAUGUUGUUAAUAACACGGUGGUGUACGCACAGGAGGAAAACGGACAAAUGAUAGAGUUAUUCGAGUGUACUUGUAAUAGAGUGCUAAACGAAAGAUUGCUGGAAUUUUCUCAUAAAUACAAUAACGAUGUUGAUAAUAGCAAUCAUAAUGACAGAAAGAUGUAUACAAAUAUGAUACGAGAAAAGCAAAAUUUGAUCCUGAUACAAACGAUGAAAGCGGACCUAAGCCCAAUAGAUUGGCUCGGCACGCUUAACGACCUGUUUCCCAUCAUACCGAACGCCAAUACUCGACUACUGGAACAAGAAAACCUUCAAUACCCAUUACACCGUUUCCAUUUACUACGACCUCAUUUCAUACAGCUAUUCUCAACUGUCGAAGAUUUUGUGGCGUCACAGCUCGGUAGGCGAGCGAACAGGUCGAAGUCCAAAGCUCGAUCUUUAACAGAUUCUCUUAUUAAUGAUGUCGUAAUUAUUGUAAAAGAAUAUCUGGAUCGGUAUCACGAUCAUAUAAAAGAAAUGUCCGAAUAUGUGAAUCCGUUAUUCGAAGAGUUAAAUAAACAAAAAGUAUCCGAAAUAAUGUCUUUAUUAGAUCAGGUGUCUAAUUUUUGUACUAAUCGAGAUCAAGAAGAGGAUAAUGAAUAA
Molecule: messenger RNA, 930 nt
Organism: Ambispora leptoticha
Lineage: Eukaryota; Fungi; Glomeromycota; Glomeromycetes; Archaeosporales; Ambisporaceae
Source: the annotation of a GenBank genome assembly